Leptopilina heterotoma is the source of this 1432-nucleotide messenger RNA. RefSeq lists its product as uncharacterized. The transcript has a single exon. The record is from RefSeq and is a predicted model, not a curated record. NCBI's taxonomy places the organism in Eukaryota, Metazoa, Arthropoda, Insecta, Hymenoptera, Figitidae. Bases 212 to 1018 code for a protein of 268 amino acids.
CUGCGGUUGGUAUAUAUCAGCCUGGAUGCUUCAUCCUGAUGCCAGUCUCUCCUUCAGCUUAUAUUCGGGAAUAACAUUUUAUUUAUUUAUUUAUUUAUUUAUUAUUCAAAUUUACUUUAUCAACAAGUGGUGCGCGAGUGAGGGUUUUUUCCCCUUUUUUCCCUCUUUAAUCAAAAUUUCCCGCUAAAAAGUAUCAACAAAAUAUCCAAAAAUGGAUAGAAAAAAGUGUCUGUUAAUGCUUCUGUCAAUAAGUGUCGCCUCGUGCUUCACAACACCAACAACGACGACCGGUGACGAUAAUAUUAUUGAGAAGGGUUAUCGAUCUCUCUAUCGUGUCUAUGAGGAGUGUCAGCAGAGAAAUGUCGGCGUGACGCCGUGUCUCAAGAAAAAGGCAAUUGCAUUUUUCGAUCGUAUUGGAAAAAUAGAAUCGCUGCCAAUUGCCGAGAAUCUCGAGCUGGUGAGAUCGCCGGACGCACCGGAAACAACGGAGGCGCCGAGUGUUGAUAUCGAGACACUUGGUCGUCAAUCGGGUGCCUCGAGGGACGAGGUACUCAAUGAUAUUCUCUUCGAGAAGGUGGCAAAUCUAAUGAAUGGCUUUAAUGUUCAAAUAAGAUUGCCAAAAACAUCGUCAGUGGAAUUGAAGCGCAGUAUCGAGGAGGGCCGUGGGAAAAUGAAGAAAAUGAUGGGAAUGAUGAUGAUGGGAAUGGCAAUGAAAAUGGCCGCAAUGGUACCACUUGCAAUGGGUGUACUAUUUUUACUCGCUGGAAAAGCGUUGAUUAUCAGUAAAAUUGCCCUUGUUCUGUCGAUGAUAAUUGGACUCAAGAAAUUAUUGUCGCAGAAGGGAGGCGGCGGCGGUGAUCAUGGCGGAUGGCAACAAGGAGGCGGUGGAGGCGGCGGCGGGGGUUGGGAUCGAAGUCUCAAGGGAAUUGUCAAUCCAUUGAAUAUUGAACUUUCCGAUUCCGAUCGUCAGUACGCGCAAAAUCUUGCCUAUAAUGGUGCAAGGCAACUGACGAAGUAAUUUAGUCAACAUUUUUUUUUUUUUGUAUAAUAAGAAGAACGAUUAAUUCCGAGUUUGUCCCAAAAAAAAAAUAAUUGUGCAAAAAAUUAGUGCAAAAUAACCGCAUAAAAAUUAGAAGUGCAUUGUAAUUGUCGUGCUAAUUUUUUUAAAGUGAAAAUGAAAUUGUUCCUUCGUUUAAAUUCGACUAAUUUUCCAUUUAUAAAAAUUUAUAAAAUUUUUAUAAAUCAGUGUGUAAAAAAUUGACGAACUGUUUCCGAAAACUUCUGUUUCAAUUAUUUUAUUUUUGACAGUUGUAAAUUGUAAUUUGACGUGAUUGUAUUCUAAGGAAAUACUUUACUGCAAAACGAUACGAAAUUAGAAGACUAAUUGUGAAAAAAAGUUGAUUCAUUCUUGAUGGUGUAUUUACCGUUAUUU